AUGUCACUUAUUAAAAAUGAUCCUCGAGAAGUAUUAUCGUGUGGAAUCUUCUAUUGCAUUCUUCUCGGUUCAACAACAUUGUCGAAUCUUUAUUUAGCAUCACUGUUUAUUGAUAGAAGUAUAAUGAUUAUUUGUUCAAUUCGUUAUCGUUCAAUAGUCACACGACCUCGUGUCAUAUUUCGUCUUAUAUUGAUUUGUUUAAUAGUUAUUUUACUUCUAAUCCCUUAUCAUUUUUAUUUACAUUACGACGCAAAAGCUACACUAUUUCUGUGUGAUUUUUCUUCAUCUAAUAAUCAUGAACGAAUUCAUUUAUUAUCAUUAAUACAUGCCAUUUUUUUUGUGUCUAUUCCAUCAUUGAUUGUAUGUAUAUCCUCAAUCAUUUUAUUUAAUAAUCGACGUCAUCAUAAACGAAAACAUAAACAAAAUUUAAGUUCAAUUGCUCGCCAGAUGCAAAAAAAUUCAAUAUUUAGAUGUUUUCUUUCACUUUGGUUCUUUUUAUCUUUAUUACCCGCAUUUAUUAUCGAAAUAUUUCUUCUUUAUGAUCAAUUUUUCUAUGAUGGUAUGCAUUGCUUCACGCGAAUGAAAGUUUAUAAAAUUUUAUUCAAUUGUUUUUCAAUACUUUCAUCAAUUCAUUAUUCAACUAAAUUUUAUAUUCAUCUUAUGAUAUCAACAUUAUUUCGAAAGCAUUUUAUUCAAUUUAUUUCUUGUCAAAAUAAUCAAAAUUCGCCUAAAUCAAUAAGAAUGAAAAAUAAAAACAAUAAUGAAAAACGUUUACUUUCACUUUUGAAUCAGAAUCAAACAAAAGUUACGAAAGUUUAA
Molecule: messenger RNA, 819 nt
Organism: Rotaria sp. Silwood2
Lineage: Eukaryota; Metazoa; Rotifera; Eurotatoria; Philodinida; Philodinidae
Source: the annotation of a GenBank genome assembly